This is a messenger RNA of Bacillus rossius redtenbacheri, 4048 nucleotides long. RefSeq names its product cytochrome P450 18a1 (gene Cyp18a1). Gene Ontology annotation, cellular component: intracellular membrane-bounded organelle; cytoplasm. Gene Ontology annotation, molecular function: heme binding; oxidoreductase activity, acting on paired donors, with incorporation or reduction of molecular oxygen, reduced flavin or flavoprotein as one donor, and incorporation of one atom of oxygen; iron ion binding. The record is from RefSeq and is a predicted model, not a curated record. Lineage: Eukaryota; Metazoa; Arthropoda; Insecta; Phasmatodea; Bacillidae. The transcript is spliced from 8 exons. Bases 406 to 1998 code for a protein of 530 amino acids. Gene Ontology annotation, biological process: xenobiotic metabolic process.
CCAGCUCAUUGGUACCCUGGUCUCGAGGCGGAAUCGCAGGCCACGCGACACACACGUACAUAAUCUUCCCUUCCUUCAUUUCCUCUAGUUCACGAACACGCGGAAGAGGCAGGAGGAGAAAUUAUUACCAUUUUUUUUUUUUUUUUUCCAUCCAGCACCACCUCGAGUUUCCGUCAGUCACGUGGUUUCUCAAGAGACUCUCCCCACCACUGUUCGUUCCUCCCUUCUUGGAUUGGACUACCCCCCUCUCCGGGGGUCCCCGCGUGGUCUCUUGUCCCCCCCCCCCGCCUUCACGGCUGCCCCCCUCCUUCUCUCCGGCGACGGCGAAGCCCCGUACCCGCUGACCCACUGUCGGUUCAUUCGGUCGCGGCUCGUCCCAGCGGGAGGGACAGGGAUAACGCCGCGAUGAUCCUCCAGUGGCUGUGGCGCCAGCUGGUGCUGGACGCCUACCCCACGCUCGUCGUGUUCCUGCUGGUCAUCGCCUCGGCGCGCGCCGUCCAGCUCUUCAGGGAGCUGCGCAGGCUGCCCCCGGGUCCGUGGGGGUUCCCCGUCAUCGGCUACCUGCCCUUCCUCACGGGCGACGCGCACCUGCACUUCGAGGAGCUGGCGCGCCGCUACGGCCCGGUGUUCAGCACGCGGCUCGGCAACCAGCUGGUGGUGGUGCUGAGCGACUACCGAGCCAUCAGGGAGGCCUUCCGCCGCGACGAGUUCACGGGCCGGCCGCACAACGAGUUCAGCAGCAUCCUGGGCGGAUACGGGAUCGUCAACAGCGACGGCCGGCUGUGGAAGGACCAGAGACGCUUCCUGCACGAACGCCUUCGCCAGUUCGGGAUGAAGCACGCCGGAGUCGGCAAGGACCACAUGGAGACGAGGAUCAUGAGCGAGGUGGAGACCUUCCUGAGCUUCGUGUCGCGGCAGAGGCACGCGCCCGUCGACCUCAACACGCCGCUCGCCAUGUCCAUCAGCAACGUGAUCUGCACCAUCAUCAUGAGCGUGAGCUUCCGGCACGACGACGCGCGCUUCAAGCGCUUCAUGGACCUCAUCGACGAAGGGUUCAAGCUGUUCGGCUCCAUCGCCGCCGUCAACUUCGUGCCCGUCAUGCGCUACCUGCCGGGUCUGCAGCAGGUCACCAAGAAGCUGGCGCAGAACCGGCUGGAGAUGGCGACGUUCUUCCAGGAGACCGUGGACAAGCACAGGGCCACCUUCGACCCGGCCUGCAUACGCGACAUCAUCGACACGUACCUGCUGGAGAUCGAGCACGCCAACGAGGAAGGACGCGGCGAGCAGCUGUUCGAGGGCAAGGACCACGACCGGCAGAUCCAGCAGAUCAUCGCCGACCUGUUCUCGGCCGGCAUGGAGACCAUCAAGACGACCUUGCAGUGGUCCGUGGUGUUCAUGCUGCACCACCCGGAGGUGGCGCGCUCCGUGCAGGAGGAGCUGGACCAGGUGGUGGGGCGCGAGCGACUGCCCCGGCUCGAGGACCUCGCCUUCCUGCCCUACACUGAGUCCACCCUGCUGGAGGUGCUGCGGCGGUCCAGCAUCGUGCCGCUCGGCACUGCGCACGCCGCCACCAGGGACGCCUGUCUGAACGGCUACAGGAUCCCCAAGGACACGCAGGUGGUGCCGCUGCUGCACGCCGUGCACAUGGACCCCGGCCUCUGGGAGGAGCCGGAGAGGUUCCGGCCGGAGAGGUUCCUCAGCGCCGAGGGCAAGGUCACCAAGCCGGAGUACUUCCUGCCGUUCGGCGUCGGACGGAGGAUGUGCCUGGGAGACGUCCUGGCCAGGAUGGAGCUGUUCCUGUUCUUCUCGUCGCUGCUGCACGUGUUCAACCUGGAGCUGCCCGAAGGAGAGCCCUUGCCCAGCCUCAAGGGCAACGCAGGGGUCACCGUCACCCCCGACCCCUACAAGGUGAGGCUCGAACGGAGAGCCAUGGACGUCGACAUGGAGUUCCUGGACGCGCCCAGCGACUGCUUCCUGCGGAGGAACUGCGGCACGUAGUGCCAACCUUCCCGCGCGAGAACCCAGUGACGGCGCCUCGCCUCUUCCUCCUCAAGUUCCUGUGCGCCGGUUGGCUCCCCUGCGGAAGAAAGCGCGCAGCCUUCGCUUCCCGCAAAACGGCGCGAGAAAAAAAAAAGAAACGAAAAGACGAGUGAGUUUCUUUUAGCGGGAGACGAAAAUGGGGGGGAGCGUGUCCGAGCCACGAAAGACUGCCGUUUGCAGAAACAAGUGUUCGCGAAAAAAAAAAAAAAAAAAAAAGCUCAAGUGCCAUAACAUAAAAUGUCUGUACGCUGUUGCGUUACUUGUGUUAUUUAUUUUUGACGAGAAUCGAUGCAAGGACCGGACGUUUGGUGGUUCCUAUCUCUGUGGGAGGGGGGGGGGGGAAGGGAUCCAAGCCUUAUAAAUAAGCUGUGCGAUGAUAUUUCGUUCCUAUGGAGCCAGUAGGGGCGAAAGAUUCACAAACCCGGCUGUGCGCAUGUCUACCAUUAACACUUUUUUUUAUUAUCAUAUAUAUAUUUUUUAACUAUACUGUCUUUCCGUUCGGUUGACCGCGAAACGGCGAAAUGUAUUUGUUCACUAAUGAAUGUUUUGUGAUAAAUCCUGCUUGGACUGUACUUUUUUUAAUUUUUUUUUUUUUCGUUGCUAGUCAGUUUGCUUUCAUUGCACAGUAUGAUUGCAAAUAUCUCCCUCUGUGCGUACAAAUCAUUAUUGUCUCAGGAAGUUAUACCUCAUGUUUGGUUGCGUUGAUUUGGGACAACAUAUGAAUAAAUAAAAUAAAAUAUUUGUACGCAUGACAAAUCUGAACGAAUGUGGAAGUGAAAUCUCUUUAAGGUAUGCUGUACAAAUUUGUUUUUUUGCUUCAUUAGUUUUUUCUCCCACGAGUACCUUAUGCUAUUGAACAGUCAGAAUUUUGUAAAUCUUAGCCCAUAUUACCAUGAUUUUGAAACAUAUGAACAUUAAACAUCACUGGAAUUAUAAUAGCGUAUUGUUUAGUUUGUAAAACAUAGCGUGUGUGACUUUAUGGUUAAUUUAGGUUAAAAGUAGAAGUGUUUGGUUCCUAACGGCUUUGAAUUUUGAGCUGUGGCCUGUGUUUCAGCUAGUCUGUUAAAUGAGUCUGCACAUGUAUUGCCAGAAAUAUGAAAUAGUUAAUGACACACAUUUCUUUUAAUUUAUGUUGGGGGGAGUAAUAACACUGCAUGUAUUUAUUGUUCUAAAACUGAUUAUCUACCAUACACUUCAACUAUUCUUGCGCAAGUUCCAGUAUCAUUUUUAUAAAUUAUACCAACAAAUAUUUGACGAUUUUGAAGUAAAAUUGGUCAUGAAACAUAAUACAAGAAGUACAAAGCUGUGACAAAUAAACAGCGUGAUUUUAUAUUUUUGUGUUCCUUUGGUUUUUGUUUGCCACUAAAACGAGUCAGGACUUAGCAUAAAGUGUGUUGUUCAUCACUGUGAGUAGUUUAGUUAGUGAUUUGUAGAAAUUAACUUGAAUAUUUAAGUAAGCAACAUUCAUCACUUUAUCUUAUUCACAUAAAGUUUCUUUGGUUUAAUAUCCCUGUAAUUUGUGUUUUUAACAAAACAGAAACAUGAUAAUGUAGAUAAACCAAAAUUUAUAUUUAAAUGUGUUCAGAGUAAAAAUUAUUAUUAUUAUUAUUAUUAUUAGUUUUUCAACAUUCAUUUAAGUUUAAUUUGGUUUGAAUCAUGGCCAAAAUGUAAAAUGUUAUGAGUGUAAUUUCCAAUGCAUAGGGUUAUGCCAAAACCAUGUAAAAAUUCUUAGAACGUAGAAUUGUAUUUAUUAAAAUUUUCCAUUGUGACAAAAACCUAAUUCUAGCAUGUAUUAUUAUGUCCUAUCAGUGUUUGUCUAGUGUUUGUACGAUGUCAGUUGUACAUAUUAUCAUGAGCUUACUAUUUUUUGUAACCAACGUAAGAUAAAAUUUUUACCAGCUGUAUUUAAAAACAGUUUUAGAUGUAGAUGAUGUUGUGUUAAAAGACCAAAAUGUGACAUUUCUAUUGAAAAAAUUGCACAAAAAUAAAUAAUAUCUCUUUAAAUAAA